Molecule: messenger RNA, 2032 nt
Organism: Wyeomyia smithii (pitcher-plant mosquito)
Lineage: Eukaryota; Metazoa; Arthropoda; Insecta; Diptera; Culicidae
Exons: 9
Coding region: 1-1935 (644 amino acids)
Source: RefSeq, a predicted model, not a curated record
AUGGAACUAGGACCUGUUUUUCAAAUCAAUCUCGUUUACGGUAACUCCGGAUUUUUCGGAGGGUUAUCUGAUGAGUUUUUCGAUUGUGGAAAUAACCAGGGAAAACCUGGUGAAUAUGGCAGUAUUUCGUAUUUCAGUUUUUUUAAAUGCACUACACUCUGCUCAUUGUGGGUCAAGGCAUGUUCUUCGCCAGAGCUGACUGAAGUUUUCCAGCAACAAAGUGUGCAAGGCAUUUCAAAACGAAAAAUAUGUUCCAAGCAUUUUUCCGAUGCGGAUUUUCGAGAUGUGAACAAUAAACAGAGAGGCCUUAAAUUUAAUGCUGUUCCACAUACGGUCGAUUUUGAAAUUGGGGACGAUGCUAGGAAUGAUGGUUUAAACUGGUCCGGAAACAUCGAAGAGUGCUUUGAGGUAUUGUCUACAAGAAUUGAUACUUUGGAAAACCCACAGAUCGAAUUCAUAGAGGGAGACGAAGAUUUCGAAACCUGGUAUAAAACUUUUGGUUACGAAGCAAAAUCUAACGAUGUCUUGAUUACCAACAAUUUUGUGGGAGGAAAUGAAGAGAGAUUACGACAGGCCCUAAUAGUUCAAGAGAAUAUAGUACUUGGAUUGCACGAACAGAUCCGAUCCCUCCGACGUCAUCUUUUCGCAGUUCAACAAACAAACAAUCGUCGCCUGAAAGCCUUGAUACGGAAUAAACGUUUAGUUUCGGAGCUCCGGAAAGAGUUGAAGCUCUUGAAAAAAGCAAAGUCCGUAAACGAAAAGUUAGGACAUCGAGCGCGGUUAAAUCCCGUUAUACACAAUUCUUUGAGAAAUUUUUCUAGAAAUCCCAAAUCUAGAAGAUACCAUCCUGAAACGAUAAAAUUCGCGUCUGGAACUUAUUUGAGUGGUCCUCGUACCUAUCGGUUUGUGCGAAAGUCAAAGCACCUUAUCCUGCCUCACAAAAAUACUGUGUACGGGUUCAACAAGCACAUCCGAAUUCAACCGGGCCUGAACAAAGUCAUUUUAUCGAAAAUAAAGAAACACGUAAGGGACUUCAAGAAACAGGAGCACAAAAUUGUGACAAUUUGUUUGGACGGGAUAUCUAUUAAACCGGACAUCACAUAUUGUGCUAAAACUGACACAUUCUUUGGGUUUCCACACGAUGGUGAAAAUAAAAGGAUUGAGAAAAACGAUCCAUCCAAAUUAGCGACAGAGGCAAUUGUGAUUAUGACAUCUGGAAUAUAUCGUCGCUUCAAGCAGCCUAUAGGAUACUUAAUGGCACAUAACAGUCUCGGAAGUGAAACACAACUUAAAUUCAUUCGGCGGAGUAUUGACGCAAUCAGAGAUUGUGGACUGAAACCACUCGCACACGUAAUGGAUCAGUGCACUACUAAUCAAAAAAUGAUACGCGAUAGCGGUGGCUCCGUUGAGCGUCCAAUCCUUGAUUUAGAUGGCGAACAAAUAGCAGUCAUAUUCAAUACACCUCAUCUUAUCAAAAGUGCACGUAAUGCACUAUUCAAGCAUAACGCUGUAUUCGACGGGAAAAUAGCAUCGUUCAAACAUAUUAAACAGCUUUUUGAUGUCGAUGUAUCUUCUACACUGAGACUCGUACCAAGGCUUAAUCUGAAAAAUAUAGUACUACCGCCAUUCUCAAAAAUGAAUGUACCGUUAGCUGUAAGAACAUUGAGUGAAUCUUGUUCCAUAGCUAUAAAUCAUUACGUUGCAUCAGGUGAACUCCCAGAAGAGGCCCUCCAGACCUCAACGUACAUUAAUAUCCACGACAAAUUGUUUGACACUUUCAAUUCAAAAGAACGUUCCAAGGACUCAGCUAGGAAGCUGUACAGAACACCAAUUACAGAGACUUCAAUCCACAUGCGUUUUCUCGAAAAAACGAUGAAAACUUUAAGGAUAUGUAUUAUACUACAAACGAUUGUUUUAACAUUGCGAAGGCUUUAAAAGAAUCUUCAAAACUCACAUCCGCUCAAAAAGUUCCAUCCUACUUAAAGGGAUUAAUGGGAAACAUCAACGCGUUAAAAUGGAUAUGGCAAAAAUU